UUUUCCUAUUGGAGAAGUGGCCGGGAAUUUUUUUUUUUUCCGGGUUGGUCCGCUGGGAAGGCGGGGUCAUUUUUGCGGGAUUACUUUUCUGGACUCGUUUCUGAUUGGGUGAAGUGACGCAAUGCGCGCUCCCCAUUAGAUGCUAAACUGCGGGGAAGCCGGCUCUUUUCCUCUCGGUGCUGCGGCUCUUAAACUGAAUCCCUGGAGGAAACUUCCGGGCUUGGGCCACUGCAGUCUUGCGCUUGUUGUGUUUGCCUGUGCAUGCGACAUCUGUCUCUCCUGCAGAUUGGGAGGUUCAGGCCUCAUUCACUUCGGUUCCUUAAUUAACAGCAGAGACAUCAACAAAUGCUUGUUGAAUAAGGUCAAAUAAAGAGCUUGGGAAGGAGCGAAGCCUUUUUGACUUGUUUCAGUUGUUCCCGCCUACUCCAUCUUCUUCCAGCAAUUCUAACAGUCAUGGAGAAGCGCCUGCAGGAGGCUCAGCUAUUCAAGGAGGAAGGGAACCAGCGCUACCGGGAAGGGAAGUACCGAGAUGCUGUGAGUCGGUACCAUCGAGCUCUUCUCCAGCUGCGAGGUCUGGAUCCAAGUCUGCCUUCCCCGAUACCCAAUCUAGGACCUGAGGGCCCAGCUCUCACGCCAGAGCAAGAAAACAUACUGCACACCACCCAGACAGACUGCUACAACAACCUAGCGGCCUGUCUCCUCCAGAUGGAGCCAGUGAACUACGAACGAGUAAGGGAAUACAGUCAGAAAGUCCUAGAACGACAACCUGAUAAUGCCAAGGCCUUGUAUCGGGCAGGAGUAGCCUUCUUCCAUCUGCAGGACUAUGACCAGGCUCGGCACUACCUGCUAGCUGCUAUCAAUAGGCAGCCUAAAGAUGCCAAUGUCCGGCGGUAUCUUCAGUUGACACAGUCAGAACUCAGCAGCUAUCAUAGAAAAGAGAAGCAGCUGUAUCUGGGCAUGUUUGGUUAAGGAAGAAAAAAGAUGCUUCUUCACUUGAACUCAAGUGGACCGCUAAAGACCCAUCAAGAGAAACCUGAGCCUCAGCAAGAGAAAUUUACCCUUUACCUCUGACCCAGGUGGAUUUCUACUUUUCCUGUUCUGCACAAGCUCUUUGCUACUUAGACUGUCUGCAUCUUUUGUUGUUUAUCCCCCAGUAUAUUUGUAUGGCUUGCAAUUCAUAUAUUUGCCUUGAGAAAUAGACUAGAAAGCAUUCAUCCACUAUGGGUCUAAUCAGCUAUAUUUGUGGUAUCAAUUUAAUGAGAUGUUAUCAGAUUUGUUCAGAUACAGAGGGCCAGUAAAGGACAAAAUAGUAAAAACGGGCAGAAAGGAAUCUUGUGCUGGUUCCUCAGAUGCCUUUGUUUUUCCCAAUGGGAAAUAUAUAUUGUGAAACUAGAUACUGUAAAUUGAGCCCAAGUAUAUUUACAUUAAAGAUUUGAAAUCAAUCAUUUUGGGGCUGAAGAUGUAGCUCAGUGGUAGACUGCUUGCCUAACAUGGGCAAGGCCCUGUUUUGAUUCUCUAGUGCUGCCAAAAUAACUAAACAAUAAAAUCAAACUGCUUUGUUAUUUAAUUUUUGUUUUGUUUUUUUACACAGGGUUUCUCUGUGUAGCCUUGGCUGUCCUAGAACUGUAGACCAGGCUGGCUUCAUACAGAGAUCCACCUGCUCUGCCUCCUGAGUUCUGGAAUUAAAAAGGCAUGCCGCCCAACCACUGCCGAGUUCUUUUCUGCUUUUUUUUU
Cricetulus griseus (Chinese hamster) is the source of this 1734-nucleotide messenger RNA. The record is from RefSeq and is a predicted model, not a curated record. Lineage: Eukaryota; Metazoa; Chordata; Mammalia; Rodentia; Cricetidae.